AUGGGCACCAGGCUUCGGAGCAGUCUCCAUCGUGCCUUCCAUGGCAGAGUCACGGGGGCCCUGGCAUCACAACUUCCAAGGCCAUUUACAACUUCCAUGGUGGUGAACCCUAACGCAGGGUCCAGUGAAAGUUCUUACACAGUCCCUCGAGGACCAAGCACCUUGGGCGUGGUGAGGCGAAUUCGACAGAAACAAAUUGUGCUUUGGGCACAACUCGCUCUCCUCUUCAAGCUCCUCAGACGACCUGCCACCUCCAGCACAGAGGGACGGCUGGCCCCACCCGAGUUCCCCACUCCUGGGACGUGGGGCUGGCUGCGGCGAUUGGUGGUGAGUGGGUGGCCUGGAAUUGAACCCAUUUUCUUCUCCUCAGACACCACCACCCGUCUCCUGCUUGGAGCCAUUGCCGUCCUCCUGUUCGCCAUCCUGGUGGUGAUGAGCAUCCUGGGUGAGCAUGGAUGUCGGGGCAUUUAUGCGGUUCCGUGUACCAUCUCAGAGGCGUGUCUGAGUAGGUCAACAGAAGUUCCCAGCGUACCACGGAUUCUAUGGGGGACAAAGGAAUUUAUGUUCAAGUUCACACGGAGGGAGCCCUGGAUUGGCCUUCGCAGAGUCGGGGACGAGUUCCACUGGGUCAACGGGGAACCCUUUGACCCCGACACAUUCGCCAUUGCGGGCCUGGGAGAGUGCGUCUUCGUGGAGCCCACCAGGCUGGUGUCGACGGAGUGUCUGAUGACGCGGCCCUGGGUGUGCAGCAAGAUGGCCUACACGUGAGGGCCCAGCGCCAGCCUCCCUGCCAGGCCUGCGGGACGCAGCAGCCCAAGUGACCACGCCCUCUCCCCAGCACCCCAGCUCUUCACACGGAGCCUUCACACGGCGCCUGUCACCUUGCCCUCCAUGACGUUUCCUCAUGUCACCUGACCCUCCUGCACCUGAUUAGAAAGCCCGGGAGCAGGCCUUGUGUGCCCCGGCCUCUGGGAUGCACAAACGCGCACUCGAAGAUGACUGUCCGUGACAGUGUACACAGCAUCACCGUUUCCCACGGUGGAAGCGCGCGGGCCAGCGUCAGAAGACUCUGUUUGGCCUUGGUGGGCAUGGCAGGGCAUGGUUUUUGGAGGCACAGCGGAGACGGACUCUUGACCUUGUUCUGCUUCAAUUAGACAAGCUCAUGCACACGCUGGGUGGUUGGGUGGGGGUGGCCCGGAAGCACAGGGGCCCCGAGGGAGGCUGCCUCAGUCUCCAAAAUGUCCUUUGCCUCUUUCACGCAGCCGCAUGAGGAGCUGGCUGUGAGGGGGACCAGCUUCGGGGAGUUUCCAUCAGGGAGGGGCUGGCUGCUGGAGGCCCCUGUGACCCUCGCGAUAGAGCCCUAAUUAACAUCACAGCCAGACCUGGUUUCUAGAAAUGGCCACUGCCCGCUGAGAGCUGACAGCAGGAGCGGGGAGGGGAAGGAGGCAGCUGCCUCUCGCCCCUUCCUGCUCUGUAGCCGGCUCCAGGCACAGAGUAUGAGAUUGAAACGGGCAUCCAGGAAGCCCCCUGCCACUCCCACCCGAGAUCCCACUCUCUGCUAAGGCAGCAGGGAGUGGACACACACUGGGCCUGGCCUCCAAGCCCUGCCCUGGGCCAGUCAGGGGCCAGCUCGUCCCAACAAGCAGUUGUGGAGUUCAGCCCCCUGUGCCGAACCUCUGACCCCAGGCUUCACCUCUGUCCACUAGCAUCAUGCCUGCCCUGCCUACCUAAUAGGGUUUUGAGAAUCAUGGACGUUAGGAUUUCAGGGGUUAGACAUGAUCGACCCCAUGAGGCCCAGAGAGGUUAAGUGAUACGUCCAAGGUCACACAGCUAGUGGCAGAGCUGGAACAGGCCUGGUGGCGCUCCUGUUCCCCGUUUAUUCGCUCAUCACUGCAUGUGUCAUGCUUUGUGUAUUUGUGUACGUGUUGGCCACCCGCGUGGAAAUUAAGCUCCUAGAGGUCAGGGGUCCCCUCGCACACUUUUCUGUUUUUCUGGCGCCUGGUACAUACAGAAGGUGCUCAAUAAAUGUGUGUUGAACUAAACUGA
Molecule: messenger RNA, 2046 nt
Organism: Myotis davidii
Lineage: Eukaryota; Metazoa; Chordata; Mammalia; Chiroptera; Vespertilionidae
Gene: CLEC2L
Product: C-type lectin domain family 2 member L
Exons: 6
Coding region: 1-768 (255 amino acids)
Source: RefSeq, a predicted model, not a curated record